This is a messenger RNA of Colletes gigas, 2373 nucleotides long. RefSeq names its product beta-1,3-galactosyltransferase 1-like. Gene Ontology annotation, molecular function: hexosyltransferase activity. NCBI's taxonomy places the organism in Eukaryota, Metazoa, Arthropoda, Insecta, Hymenoptera, Colletidae. The transcript has 5 exons. Gene Ontology annotation, cellular component: membrane. Bases 268 to 1473 code for a protein of 401 amino acids. The record is from RefSeq and is a predicted model, not a curated record.
GUCAAGAAGGUUAGUUACUUGGCCACGAAAGAAUUUUUCUGACAAACCGUUUCAAUGUAAUUCGUGUCUUUAUCGUGUAUUGGGACGGAUGGAAAACAACUGUGGCGUAAAUGCUCCUUUCAUUUUCUUUUUUUUGUGUCUUGUCCACUGAAAUGUGUUAACAAAAUUUUAUAAUACUCUUCGAUGAAUCGUAAGUCCUAACUUACGAUAGAAGUAAAUGGAGAUCUGUCAAAUGCAGCGUAGUAACGUAGUCAUCGCAUCUCAAAGAUGGACAGAUUGCGACUCUUGCCAUUGGAAUUGCCAUCAGCCACCAAUAUAAACAAUAAUGGAACAAUUAAGGGAAGAAUAUCAUUUGUUCGGCGAUUAGCAGUAGGAUUUGUUAUUUUGGCUACACUAGGUUUAUUAUAUGUGCCAGCGUAUCAUUCUGUCCAAAGCCCAUUUUCAGGCUUAGGUGAGAAUCCGUCCCCUGCAAAGUCUAAUGGUGUUUCGCACUUGGUAGCCUCAGUUGCACAGCUGCCAGGAUGGGCAUAUAAUACUUCAAGAGAUCUUUGUACAUAUAUACAUCCAGAGAAUACAACCUCAGUUUUAAAUCCUACUGGCAUUUGUUCUCCACCACCAUAUCUCCUAAUUGUUAUUUGUUCAGCCGUUAUGAAUAUCAAAGCCCGUUCAGCUAUAAGAAAUACUUGGGCUAACAGAAAUAAUUUAGAUAGUGUAUAUAAUUCAACGGUAAAGGUAGCGUUUCUUUUGGGACAAAGUGACAACGAUACACUUAAUAGUAUAAUAGCUGAAGAAAAUCACCAAUUCAAUGAUAUUAUUCAAGAAAAAUUUUAUGAUACAUAUAACAAUUUAACAUUAAAGUCUGUCAUGAUGUUAAAAUGGAUAACAUCAAAUUGUGGUCAAGCUAAAUACCUCAUGAAAACAGACGAUGACAUGUUUGUAAAUAUUCCUACUUUGCUGAAAACAUUACACUCAAGAUCACAAGCUACCAAUACGUUAUUAGGUUCUCUUAUUUGCAAUGCAAAACCUAUUUUAGACCCAAAUAACAAAUGGUAUGCACCAAAAUAUAUGUAUUCAGAGAAAGUAUAUCCUAAUUAUUUAUCGGGUACGGGGUAUGUGAUGAGUCUAGAUGUGGCAUUUAAGUUGUAUCAAACAGCAUUAACAACACCACUGCUUCAUUUAGAAGAUGUUUAUAUCACUGGUCUUUGUGCAAAACAUGCAAAAAUACGGCCUGUAAAUCAUCCUGGUUUUAGUUAUGUUCCAAGGAAAUUAGAUCCUUGUAUAUUAAAAAAUGUUAUUACAACACAUAAAGUUAAUGUGUCUAAUAUGUAUGUGAUAUGGAACAAAUUAAUUGAUACAAAUCUUUCUUGCAGUAAUCAUUCUCAUACUGAUAAAAAAUCAGUUACCUUGAGCAGAAAUGGUAGGAAUGUUGGAUACUAUAUAGUGAAAAGGAGAACCAUCAAUAAAUGUGUAUAAAAUAAUUCAAACUUUUAAACAUUAACCCCUUGCCUUACGAUUUAAUUUCCAACUGUGCGUGCCAAAAGCGACACCAAGGUUUGGCCCGGUAGACUUAUCACAUCUCUGAGAUGUCUUAUUCAUGUUUGGCCGGGUAGACUUAUCACGUCUCUGAGACGUCAUUGUAAGCUAAGGGGUUAAACUUGUUAUUUAUUUUUGAUUUAAUGUUUGUUAAGAAUUACUAAAUCAAUUAAUACUAAAAGAAGUUUUUAAAUAGGACAUUUAGUAUUUUCUCUUGAUAAUCACAAGAGGUACUUGUAUUAGAAUUAUUAAUUAAUCUGAAUAUGUUUUUAUACUUUUGAAUUUUUAAAUGUCAUAAAUUUUUGUACCAGUUUCUUUCCUUUAUUCUAUUGUCUCGAUCAUGCAUAUUUACUGCAAGAAGGACUUGUACUGACAUUUAGUAAAUAAUUAAAGGUUUUAUACACUAUUUUUCCAUUUGAACAGUAGUAGGUCUUAAGAAAAUGCUGUCAAUUAGAUUUCCUGUAUAAGUAGUAACUUUUUUGCCUACUUAUAUGAAACUUUGACGAGUAAGUACUGAACACUUGUCUGACUAUUGUGUAAUAAAAUUAGGAAUUUCAUUUUAAUCAAAAGAUUUACUUUAAACUCCAGAUAUUUGAUAUUUUAUCAGCUUCUUCCCAUAAAUAUUACAAUGGUAUAAGUUUAUAUAGAUUACAUAAAAACGUUGUUAAAAAGAUCUAUUAGUAAAUGUCGUGCAUACAAAACUAUUGGCAAAAGUAGUUGAUUUUAGUAGAACUAUUUGAGUUACGAACUUUUUAUUUACUUAUUUAACCAAAAACUAUUUUAAAAAUUACGGUGCAAGUUUCAAAUACAGCCGUUUUUGUUAUAACAGUAUUUAAAAAU